Molecule: messenger RNA, 587 nt
Organism: Astyanax mexicanus (Mexican tetra)
Lineage: Eukaryota; Metazoa; Chordata; Actinopteri; Characiformes; Acestrorhamphidae
Gene: hbba2
Product: hemoglobin, beta adult 2
Exons: 3
Coding region: 66-509 (147 amino acids)
Biological process (GO): hydrogen peroxide catabolic process; oxygen transport
Cellular component (GO): hemoglobin complex; haptoglobin-hemoglobin complex; blood microparticle
Molecular function (GO): oxygen carrier activity; oxygen binding; heme binding
Source: RefSeq, a predicted model, not a curated record
CAAACAGCGAUUGCUCAUUAAUAUUAGAGUCAUUAAUUGUCGGAAAGAGUACAGAAGCUGACAGUAUGGUGGAGUGGUCAGAUGCGGAGCGCAGCGCCAUUGCGGCAGUUUGGGGUAAACUGAAUCUUGAUGAAGUCGGACCCCAGGCUUUGGGAAGAGUUCUGAUUGUCUACCCGUGGACUCAGCGGUAUUUCGGAACCUUUGGAGAUCUGUCCAACGCUGCUGCCAUCCUAGGGAAUCCUAAGGUGGCCAACCAUGGUAAAGUGGUGUUGGGUGCUCUGGACAAGGCUGUGAAGAACCUGGACAACAUCAAGGGGACGUACGCCAACCUUAGCCAGCUGCACUGUGAAAAACUCAACGUGGACCCUGAUAAUUUCAGGCUGCUGGCCGAUUGCCUCACCAUCGUGAUCGCCACCAAAUUCGGAGCCGCCUUCCCUCCCCAGGUCCAGGCUACGUGGCAGAAGCUGAUGGCAGUCGUGGUUGCCGCUCUUACCAGCCGAUACUUUUAAAGUUCUCGCAAAGGUGCAUUUGAUGGUGACAUAUUGAAAUCAACAAUUCAAUAAAGUUUGAUUAACCCUCCUCUAAAA